Messenger RNA from Capsicum annuum, 1435 nucleotides. Its product is annotated as rhodanese-like domain-containing protein 11, chloroplastic. Bases 236 to 1102 code for a protein of 288 amino acids. The transcript is spliced from 10 exons. The record is from RefSeq and is a predicted model, not a curated record. NCBI's taxonomy places the organism in Eukaryota, Viridiplantae, Streptophyta, Magnoliopsida, Solanales, Solanaceae.
GUCAAGUAUUGUUUUACUAUGCCAUGUGACUUAAUCUAAAAGUUUUAUCCUCCUUUAUUAAUAAUAUAUACAUGUAGAUAUAGAUUCCUUAUUUAACAUUAUUUUGAUCCAAAAUUCAAAUGGCAAGUUAAAUUGUGCAGGGGUUGUACUGCGGAAUAAAAGGAGGAUCAGGCACAAUCUAAAGAAGAGUGGAUAAGCUAGUGAAAUCUCCUCUUAUUUCUCUCAUACUGAAACAAUGGAAGCUCUUGGUCAUGGGCUCCUACCCCUGGUUGCUCUUGGUUCUUGUCAAAAAGAACAAAGGUGUCAACUUGUCCGUAUAAUCUGCUCUCCAUUACCAUAUUCUCUAAAUUCCUGUGCAUCCUUAAAGUAUAGGAAUAGGAAUGAGAUAAGGAUGCAAGCAGUUCAAGAAGAAUAUGAGUUGAAGCAAAUGAAAGAUAUGGCUGCCUCUAAAAAGAGAUGGGAUGGUCUGAUCAGGGAUGGGAAAGUUAAAGUUCUUACUCCUAGGGAAGCUGGAUAUGCAAUUCAACUCUCGAACAAAAUGCUGCUUGAUGUUCGCCCUCCUAUGGAGCGAAAGAAGGCAUGGGUAAAAGGCUCCACCUGGAUUCCUAUUUUUGAUGUUGAUACUAGUUUAGAAGUCGGUACUCUUUCUCGGAGAGCAACAAAUUUUUUGAUGGGAGGUUGGUGGAGUGGCAUCCCUGCUCUGUCUUACAAUAAGCAAUUCUUAUCAAAUGUUGAGGAGGAAUUUGCCAAAGAUACAGAUCUGAUUGUGGCAUGCCAGAAGGGAUUGAGGUCCAUUGCGGCUUGUGAGGUGCUAUACAAUGCUGGUUACUGCAACCUUUUCUGGGUUCAAGGUGGUUUAGAAGCAGCUGAAGAAGAGGAUCUUGAAAGAGAAGGUCCACAACCAUUCAAGUUUGCAGGAAUUGGUGGCCUUUCGGAGUUCCUUGGUUGGACUGACCAACAGAGAGAUGCUGCUGCUAAAGAGGGUUGGGGUUACCGAUUGUCUUUUUCUGCCCGACUGGUUGGAUUAGUUCUUGGUGCUGAUGCCUUGUUCAUUGGAGCACAAAAAGUCGGACAAUAUCUUCAAGAGUUAAGGUCUCACUGAGAUCGAUAGUUGGAGCUUGAAGUUACAUGUGUUGCAUUUUGUGCAGCCACAAGGAAAUGAUUUUCUCUGAAUUCAGGAAAUGAGUAAAGCGACUUCCUAAGCAUCCUUUUUCUGAAACUAGAGAACUGAGAUGAAAAUCCAUUUUCUGAAUUGAAUGUACUGGUAUGCAUAUGAGGUAGGCUGAAUGCAUGGAGUUAAUACGCAUGAACAAUAUUAAUAACAGACUAACUAUCAUGAGCGUGAGAAUACAUGCAUGAGACAUAACAACUGACACUAAUACUGUGAGAACAUGAUUACUGAAUUUGAAUAUAACUGAUAACAUGAGUGACUGUA